This is a messenger RNA of Pyrgilauda ruficollis (rufous-necked snowfinch), 4817 nucleotides long. It is a transcript of the gene GABPA, whose product is annotated as GA binding protein transcription factor subunit alpha. Gene Ontology annotation, cellular component: nucleus. The record is from RefSeq and is a predicted model, not a curated record. Bases 595 to 1704 code for a protein of 369 amino acids. NCBI's taxonomy places the organism in Eukaryota, Metazoa, Chordata, Aves, Passeriformes, Passeridae. The transcript has 10 exons. Gene Ontology annotation, molecular function: sequence-specific DNA binding; DNA-binding transcription factor activity, RNA polymerase II-specific. Gene Ontology annotation, biological process: cell differentiation; regulation of transcription by RNA polymerase II.
GAACCCAGACUGCAGUGUUCCUUGGAUGCACACGAGAUUUGUCUGCAAGAUAUCCAGCUGGACCCAGAUCGAAGCCUUUUUGAUCAAGGAGUGAAAACAGAUGGAACAGUGCAACUCAGUGUACAAGUAAUAUCUAGGCAAGCGCGGCCACCGCACAAGAUCAAGCGUCUGAGACCAGGGGCAGCCCUGCAACCUGUGCAGAGGGGCCCUGUGGCUGGAAUUGAAUGCAGAGAAAACCAAAGACCAGCCAUGCAGCUGAUCCUGACAUAGCCCCAGCUGGAAGUUCCCGCCUCUGGCACCGAGUGACCAUCUGCAGGCCCUGGGCAAGAUGUUAACUCUUUCAGUGCUUCAGUCGUCCCUUGAGAGAGAGAAAGGAACAAGAUGCAAGUAUGUAAAGGAGCGACAUGAAGACACCAAGGUCAGCGAAGAAGAAGUCAAGUCCCAGAUGGGAGGGAUGAGGAGAUGCCUUGGUCUUGGAGCUGAAAUACUUUUGUAAAGCUGUAGAGAAAAGACUGUGUUUCCCUGUAACACAUGAAAACCAUGGGGAGAUGAAGGGUGCAAUUUGAUAUCGAGCAAAGGCUUCCAUGCUAAAGGAUGGAGCCCAAGUUGAACAUCCUGGAAAUCGUGAAGCCUGUGGAGACCGUGGAGGUUGUGAUUGAUCCAGAUGCUCAUCAUGCAGAGGCUGAAGCUCACCUUGUUGAGGAAGCUCAAGUGAUAACCUUGGAUGGAGCAAAACAUAUUGCAACAAUUUCAGAUGAAACGUCUGAGCAAGUGACACGAUGGGCUGCAGCACUGGAAGGCUACCGGAAGGAGCAGGAGCGCCUUGGAAUACCUUAUGACCCAGUUCAGUGGUCGACAGACCAGGUGCUCCACUGGGUGGUGUGGGUAAUGAAGGAGUUCAGCAUGACUGACAUCGACCUCAAUGCACUCAGCAUUCCUGGGCGGGACCUCUGCAACCUCAGCCAAGAAGAUUUCUUCCAGCGUGUCCCACGGGGAGAAAUCCUCUGGAGCCACCUGGAACUUCUUCGAAAGUAUGUGUUGGCUAGCCAAGAACACUCUGGAGAAAUAGCAACUGUUACAAUUGAUCAGCCUGUGCAGAUUAUACCAGCAUCUGUACAGCCUGCUACCCCAACCACCAUCAAAGUGAUAAACAGCAGUGCAAAAGCAGCUAAAGUACAGAGAGCUCCAAGGAUCUCUGGGGAAGAUAGGAGCUCUCCUGGGAACAGAACAGGGAACAACGGCCAGAUCCAGCUGUGGCAGUUUUUAUUAGAACUUCUCACAGACAAAGAUGCUCGGGACUGUAUUUCUUGGGUUGGUGAUGAAGGAGAGUUUAAAUUGAAUCAACCUGAGCUGGUUGCACAGAAAUGGGGACAGCGCAAGAACAAGCCCACAAUGAACUAUGAGAAGCUUAGUCGGGCUUUGAGCCUGUCUCUCCUCUGUCUUUGGUCCUGCUGCUUAGGUCCCGACCCUCAAAAGUAUUACUAUGAUGGAGACAUGAUCUGCAAGGUGCAAGGCAAGAGGUUUGUGUACAAAUUUGUGUGUGACCUGAAGACUCUGAUUGGGUACAGCGCAGCAGAGCUGAACCGCUUGGUCACGGAGUGCGAGCAGAAGAAGCUGGCCAAGAUGCAGCUCCAUGGCAUUGCACAGCCAGUUACAGCAGUGGCACUGGCUACAGCAUCCCUGCAAGCAGAGAAAGAUAAUUAAACAUUGGGACCUGUAAGUGGGAACCCGAGGCCUUUCCUCUAUAAGCAGGAUAUAUAAGCAGUUGGAUCAAGCUCUUACCUUGAUCAGAAUUGGAAACGUCUUUUGUUUCUUAAUUGUACAAUAUAGAACAUGAAUUUCUAUAAAGAACUCAGACAUGCAUAAAUUUGGAUCUUUUAACAGCAUAUAUUUUAAUGUAAGUUAAAGGAUUACCCCAACUUCUGCAGCUAGUGAGAGGUGGAGCCCAUGACCACAGCUGUGCAAAGUAAUUUCUGCAACACUUCUAACAAAAAUUAAGUCCCUGUAGUCCCCAGGCUGAUCAGUUCUGUGAAUGCAGCCUUUUCCAGUCUUUUGUUCUCUGCUGAACUACCAAAUCGCAUUUGAUGCUUUCAAAGUUUACAAUAUAUUCAUUAUUCUGUUAAUCAAGUGGAGCUGAAAGACAUGUUAAAUGUUACAAAGCAUCAAGUUCUUAAAAUAGCUUCUGUGUUUAAAAGCAAAGGAAACUUAAGUUGAGACUUAACUGGAGAUCAGUGCUGAAGAAGAAGAUCCAGGUUUAGAUAUGGCUUAGGUGAAAAGCCAGUUAUGAGUAUUUCAUUGUAGUAUGCACAUAAUAUACAUAUAUGAGGGCAAAUACCUGUUUUGAGAUACAUACUUGAUAUUAGCCAUUUCACAGAAAGCAAAGGUGAACUUCUUCCCCCCAUGCCAUUCCCCAUCAGGUAAUUAAAAAACUUGAAAAAACAGCCCUCACCCAAAGAGUAGAUUGUUUUGGUGGGGAGUAUUAAUGCUGUGUUCUGCAAGGUGCUUAUACCUACAUGGUAGUUAACCUUAGUAUCCAAAGACUUAAGUUAAUCACAGUCAGUAGUCCCUGGUUAGGAACAGAAAGCAAAUUGAAAAUAGUUUUACAGAGAACUGUGGUUUCAUUUCCCAAUCAUUGUACAGUCUAACGUAUAUUAACUACAAAGAGGUACUUUUUAUUUAAAAUUAAAUUCUCUUUGAACUUCAAGUGAUAUUUUUAAAGCUACUUAAGCCAAAUGCAUGCUCCAGAGCUGGGUGCAAUUUGAAGUCUGGAUGUUGAGUCAGAAAUAGUUGGGAUGUAUCCUGAAUUCUGAGCUACUCAGUGCUUCUUGCAAACUUACACAUGCAGUAAAAAGUCGGCUUCAGCUUUUGAGUUUCCAUACUGGCAUCUCUUAGACUGCUUCUUUUGAUGUCUGAGAAUGGUAUGAUUUGGGGGUUGCUUUUGCCUCUUCCUGCUAAUAAACAGUAUAAUUACUAUGUCAGCAUUGAUGUUCACCAACUUUUUAUAAAUUAAACCCCCUCUGGUUACACUUAAUAAUUACAAGGGAAGACCUUUAAUUCUGUUAGGGAUCGAGCUACUCUUAAACCUUAAAUCUGAAGUCCUUGAACAGUGAGAUUCUGAACAAAGUGUGUUUGUGCUGAGCAGUGAGAGCACUGGGCUGCUGCUCUUGAGUCGAGCAGAAAUGGUUACACUUGCAGGCAGAAGGCAGAGAAUACAAAGACUUCAGUGUAUCCUAAAGAUGUGUUGAAGACAAGGGUUUUUUUGUAGGUGGAUGCUCAUCUGCAAAUAGUUUUUGCUUGACUAGAAGGUUUGCAUAUAGUUCUAACUUGUGUUUUUUCAUCAUUGACAUGAUUAUAAAAUCAAAGGUUUUUUGCUGGAUUAUUUCGGUAACUCUUACUGUUUUCUUCUUUGAGUUCUUACAGCACUCCAUCUGCUGAGCAUGCUGAUGUCAUUUUGCUUUCCAAAAAAAUUGUAAGCCCUGAGCAAAAAAUGUAAAUGUAUCUGUCAUGAAAGGUCAACAUCACCCCUUUUCUUGCUGUUAGAGUUGAUGUCAAGUGUUGGAGGUGUCUUGUGCAGGAGAUGCAGGUUUGCUUAACCAAGAAUUAUGUGAAGCUGAUGUUUGAGGGCAGCAAUUCCAUGCCUAAACACAAGUCCAGUACAAGUCAGUAGUUCUGGUUAGCAGAGUUCUUGAGAAGCCUUUUUAGUUAAAAUACCGGAUAAAAAGAAAAGAAGCUUAAAAUAACCAGCUUUCUAUAUCAAACUGGACUGUGGAUAAACACACAGCAAAAUUGAAAAGUAGUGUCAAUACUUCAUCCCCCUGCCUCUUCUUGUUACAUGGUAAGGCCAAUGGGGGAAACUUCUGCUCCCAUCCUUUGUGAUUGCAUCCUGUUGUUGCUCUGCAGCCUUUCGGUAGGAGUAAAGGUCCUUGGGGUUCUUUGUUGUGGCUCCAUCUGCUUUUCCACCAUGUUCUAAUUAGUAAAGAAAGAACCUUUCAAGUGGUAUAAAAUUAUUAUCAUACUGUCUGUAGUUGAGGGAGAAAUCUGUGACUAACUUGAUGUCUUCAGUAAAACAAAAAAUGUAGAAUAUAUUGUCAAAGGAUUUUCUGUUGCUGCCAGAAGGAAAACAUAGAAUAUUCCCAAUUUUUGUAAAACAGAAGGGGUUUUGCAUACUUUUUACUCUUUAAAUAAAGACACUUGUACUCUGCUAAUUAUUACAAAUUUCUUUUGUGUUUUGCUUUUUUUUUUUUUGUAAUUUUCCAUGAAACAAUUAUUUUCUAUUUUUACUCGGAUAAAGUAUUUGUGGAUAAAAUGUCAAUAUAGUAAAAUAAAAAUGUUAUACAGCUAAUUUGCCUUCUUAAUUUUUCAGACAUUUGUAAUGUCUUUCAGGGACAAGCAGUUCAAAGAUACAUACCUGCCCUUUAUUCUCUUUUCUCUUAAAGUCAGAAGCUCAGUACAGAAAGAAGGCAAACUCAGCUUAUAUUCUGAAGAUGCAUCUUCUUUGACUCAAUAUUUGCCUAUGUGUUUCUACUUUUAAUCUGUAACUCAGUGUCCUUUUUUUCUGUAGCAGCUUCCUUUAACAUCUUAAUGGUAAAUCUCAGAAUGGUGCUUAGAUGAAACAAAUGAUGAAAACUCAGUAGUAGGACAGAAUGGAGCCCUGUGAAAUUAUUCUGUUUAUGCUUUUAUCAGUGUUUAAAUCAGAAGGGUUCAUGUUGACCUGUAAAUUUUGGACUUUUUCAUUCCUGCAGAUGGCCCCAUUUACUUCAUGUGGCUCUGCUAACAAAACUGCUAGUACUGUCCAUAUUAAAAACAAGAUAAAAUUC